Molecule: messenger RNA, 1835 nt
Organism: Rhinolophus ferrumequinum (greater horseshoe bat)
Lineage: Eukaryota; Metazoa; Chordata; Mammalia; Chiroptera; Rhinolophidae
Gene: MMP23B
Product: matrix metallopeptidase 23B
Exons: 8
Coding region: 56-1456 (466 amino acids)
Biological process (GO): proteolysis; extracellular matrix organization; collagen catabolic process
Cellular component (GO): extracellular matrix
Molecular function (GO): metalloendopeptidase activity; zinc ion binding
Source: RefSeq, a predicted model, not a curated record
UGCCCAGGCCACUGCCACCCACCCGCAGGCCCUGGGUCCCCUCGCCGACUUCAGGAUGGCCAGCUGGUUCCCUUCAGGGGUGGCCGCCCCCGCCUCCCGCCCCCACCCCGGGGGCUGUAACCCGAGCCGGCGCGGCGCCUCUCCCAGCGGAUCCUCUGGCUGUGGCAGGUCCCGCAGCCCACGCUCCCCGAGCCCCGACAGCGAGUCCGCAGGCGUCAUGGGCCGCGGGGCCUCCGUCCCCCGGGCGGCAUCGGGGAUCCACGCACAGGCCGGCUGGCUGGGGGCCGUGCUGGGCACUCUGUGCCUGCUGCUGGCGCUCGUGCUGCUUGUCCGGCUAGGGGCCCCAGCAGCCCGGCCCGCCACGAGCGCAGGGCAGGGAGACGCCGCGCCGCACCCCGCGAGGGUCCUCCCCACCCUGGGCCCCAGUCCGCUGCCCCCUCACGCGCCCCGCAGACGCCGCUACACGCUGACCCCGGCCAGGCUGCGUUGGGACCACUUCAACCUCACCUACAGGAUCCUCUCGUUCCCGCGGAACCUGCUGAGCCCCAGCGAGACCCGGCGGGGCCUGGCCGCCGCCUUCCGCAUGUGGAGUGACGUGUCCCCUUUCAGCUUCCGAGAGGUGGCCCCCGAGCAGCCCAGCGACCUGCGAAUAGGCUUCUACCCGGUCAACCACACCGACUGCCUGGAGUCGGCGCUACACCACUGCUUCGACGGCCCCACGGGCGAGCUGGCCCACGCCUUCUUCCCCCCGCACGGCGGCAUCCACUUUGACGACAGCGAGUACUGGGUCCUGGGCCCCACGCGCUACAGCUGGAAGAAAGCACGGCCGGGCGCUCAUGCACCUCAACGCCACGCUGCGCGGCUGGAAGGCGCUGUCGCAGGACGAGCUGUGGGGGCUGCACCGGCUCUACGGCUGCCUGGACCGGCUGUUCGUGUGCGCGUCCUGGGCACGGAGGGGCUUUUGCGACGCCCGCCGGAGGCUCAUGAAGAGGCUGUGCCCCAGCAGCUGCGACUUCUGCUACGAGUUCCCCUUUCCCACGGUGGCCGCCACCGCACCGCCCCCCAGGACCAAAACCAGGCUGGUGCCCGAGGGCAGGAACGUGACCUUCCGCUGCGGCCACAAGAUCCUGCACAAGAAAGGCAAAGUGUACUGGUACAAGGACCAGGAGCCCCUGGAGUUCUCCUACCCCGGCUACCUGGCGCUGGGCGAGGCGCACCUGAGCAUCAUCGCCAACGCCAUCAACGAGGGCACGUACACGUGCGUGGUGCGCCGGCGGCAGCGCGUGCUCAGCACCUACUCCUGGCGAGUCCGCGUGCGGAGCUGAGCGCCCUCCCGCGGGGUCUGCUGAUAAAGGGCUUUCUCUCUGACGUCUCCGCACCCUUUCUUGGGAGGGCAAAGGGCGCGGCCAGCCUUGGGCCCCGCGGGGUGGGGCCGUAUCUCCCGUGCCCAGCUUGACGUGGGGAGCGCAGGGCCCGGACAGCCCAGCUUCCUUCCCCCGCAUUCUUGGAGUGAGGAUGUAAUCUGCAGGGACCAAGGGGCCAAGAAGGGCUCUUCCAGCUGGUCCGGGUAAGGCAGGGUGGUGAAGGAAGCCCGAGUGCCAUCGCCUGGGGCAGCCGACUGAGCGCUGGACGGCCUCCAGCCCUCCGGUUUGCUCAGGGGUGAGGCAGGAAGGCUGGCUGGGGUGCGUUAAACUCUGGACUGGGCGUUGGUGACGUGAGCACCUCAGCAUGAGUUGGUGGAGGGGCUGGGGGUGCCUACAGGACUGGCUUGACUGGCGGAGGUGCCCGGCUGUGGCACGCACCCCCUUCUGCCUGAGGGAUGCCCUGGCCAGCCU